Grosmannia clavigera kw1407 is the source of this 924-nucleotide messenger RNA. RefSeq names its product hit finger domain protein. The coding region runs from base 1 to 924 and encodes 307 amino acids. Gene Ontology annotation, cellular component: Swr1 complex. Lineage: Eukaryota; Fungi; Ascomycota; Sordariomycetes; Ophiostomatales; Ophiostomataceae. Gene Ontology annotation, biological process: chromatin remodeling. Gene Ontology annotation, molecular function: nucleosome binding. The record is from RefSeq and is a predicted model, not a curated record. The transcript is spliced from 2 exons.
AUGGGCUUUGGCGCGUUUGCGUCGGCGGCGCCCAAGACGGGCACGUCCAACCGCAAGCGAGCGGCGCGCAGUCAAGCCGGCACCGGGUUUGCGAGCUACUCGGACCUGACGUCGCGACAGGAGGCCAAGCUGCGGAAGGAGCUGGAGGUGCUGGAGCGUGACAGUGGUGCGGGCGUGGGGCCUCGUGACGCGGCGAUUCCCAUCCCGGCAAAAGCCGUCAAAGCCCAGAACAAGCACACGCCGACGGUGCGCAAGAUCCUGGCGUCGCAAAAGACGUUUGCCAACCACCUCGACGAUUUUCUGGCCAUGACGGCGCUUCACGAGAACAGCCACAAUGAGGGGACACCGAGCGGACGAGGAGCAGCAGCAGCAGCAGCAGUGCCAUCGACAGCAACGUCAGAAGCGGAGACGGCGCCUGCUAGCGGAAGGGGCAAGCGGACAGCCAAGAAGGAGGCAGCUAAGCGGGAGAGCAAGAAGCGGCAAUCGAUAUCAACGACGGCAAAAGUCGCUCCGACUGACGACACGCCCAUGCCAGAAGCAUCCGCUGCCGCUUCUUCGACGCCAGAAACACCAGCGCCGCCGUCAUCGGCCAUCCUCCGGCCGUACGCGGGACCACGGCCGGCACCCCAGACGUCCGACGGCGACCCGCUGCUCGUCAGCUACGUGCCACCGCUACCAACGGACGACGAGCUGCGCGCGCUGCUGGCAGCCCCACCGCUGUCGUACGCCGAGGCGCGGGCGACGUGGCCGACAGAGAGCGCGGCCGGCGGCAGCGCGCCCGAGCGACGUUAUCCGGCGCGGGUGUUUUGCGAGAUCUGUGGUUAUUGGGGACGGAUCAAGUGCACCAAGUGCGGGACGCCGCUCUGUGCGUUGGACUGUCUGGAGAUGCACCGAGAAGACUGUAUCACGCGGUAUGGGCUGUAA